This is a messenger RNA of Darwinula stevensoni, 1671 nucleotides long. NCBI's taxonomy places the organism in Eukaryota, Metazoa, Arthropoda, Ostracoda, Podocopida, Darwinulidae. The record is from the annotation of a GenBank genome assembly.
AUGGCUCGCGGGAUCCCGAGACCGGUUUUCGGGAACCGGGGUCCGGGAACGGGUUUCCGCGAUCCAGAUACGAGCGUCGACGAGUCGGGUGCCGACGAGUGUCGACACUCCGCCGGGCGCGGCCGCGUUGCCGAAUUUCGGCGCGAGGCGACGAAGAGGCGGAAGGUUCGAAGAACCACGCAACGAGAUAAAGAAAAGACGCGGCCCCCGUCAAGGCUAGGCAGGAAAGGUCAUCCGUGCGCUUCCCACACGAAGGUGUGGCCCGGGACGACAGGGGGGAGGGGAGGGGAGGGGAGGGGGAGGAGGGUGCUCGGGCCCGCGGAGUCCCGCGGGGUCCCGCGGGACGGGCGGUUCCGAAGAGAGAGGUGGACCGCGGGCCCCCGCGACGGCGGAUGGCUCCAACCGCGUGGGCGAGCGGCCAAGGCCACGGAAUCCCUUAAUUCGUGCGUUCGUGAUGUCAGCCGCUCCGAGAAGCGGAUCUUCCGACGACGAAGAAGACUCGAGCGUAACGAGACCGUGACGGCGCGACUCCAUUCGGCACGGAUGACGGAUCCCCCGAUGACGAGGGAAAUCGUCUUCCGAACGAUCCGAUCGAAAAGUGGGAAAUCCUUCCCGACGACCCGGGUCGACUCGACGGGGCGCGACGGGACCCGAGCCCUCCACUGCCAACCGGAGGAAGAAGGGAGGCGGGUCACGUUUCGUCUUCUCGUGUCGCCCGAAGGUCAUCUCCAGUGUGGGGUCAACCGCAUCCUCAACUCUCUCACCGGCCAGGUGACGUACUACCACCGCGUCAUCGUGGAAUGGGAAGACGGGAAGAAGGAACCGAUUCUAGUCAAGUGCCGCAUGGACGAAGCGGGAUACUCCGUGGAGAACGUUCGACUCCGCCGCCAGGCCCUGCCAGACGGAUUCCAGGAACCGGAGGUGAUCCAGAUCACGGGGAACCUGACCGGCGAGGCCCCCGUCCCCAUCCUGAACGUUGGAGUCCGGCAGAACGGGGAACUCAUCGACAACGAGCUCACCGUCCGACCCGGCAGCCCGUUGGUCAUGGAGAUAUACCUGGACGAAUUGAGCUCGCCGACGUAUGGGAUCCUCAUGAAUCAGCUCAUGGUCACCGACACCAGGGAUAAAGAGGAAGUCAUCGUUCUCAACGGGUGCUCGGUGGACACGUACCUCUUCGAGAAUUUCAAGACGGAGGAAGGAGAUUUCUUGUCGGCCAGGUUCCGCGCUUUCAAGUUCCCCGAGACGACCUACGUCCAGUUCGAGGGCGUCGUCGACGUCUGCCUUCAGGCCUGCCAGGGGACGCUGUGCAGCAACCGAGAGAUCGGCUACGGAAGGAGGAAGAGAGCCGUGAUGGAGGAUGGCAAGAACGGAGGGCCGGAGCAUUCCAAUUACAUCUACCAGGUGACGAUGAGCACCGUCAUCAAGGUGGACUACGACAACGGCAUGGCGCUUAACAAAGGGUCUCUGGAGGGCCUGUACAGGGCGGCCCAGAAGUCGCCUCCACCCGGGAACGAGUCGUUCCCGGGAACCGUCGAGGAGCAGGAAAGACGGGAGAUCCGUCUCACCCUCUACGAGGGACCCGAAAAGUCUUCUUCCCCGCCAGCAAGUCUUCCUUUCUCCCUCCUCUCCCUCCUCUCCCUCCUCUCCCUCCUACCACGGAUGCUCCUCUAG